This is a messenger RNA of Salvelinus sp. IW2-2015, 4919 nucleotides long. RefSeq names its product SWI/SNF related BAF chromatin remodeling complex subunit D3b (gene smarcd3b). The record is from RefSeq and is a predicted model, not a curated record. Gene Ontology annotation, molecular function: transcription coregulator activity. NCBI's taxonomy places the organism in Eukaryota, Metazoa, Chordata, Actinopteri, Salmoniformes, Salmonidae. Gene Ontology annotation, biological process: regulation of transcription by RNA polymerase II. Gene Ontology annotation, cellular component: nucleus; SWI/SNF complex.
AAUGGAAUGGAAUGCAACAGCUGUGGCAGGGGGCCGCCAGGGGUGGGCCGGCUCAAACCCCCCUGCCGGGGCCCCCACUCCCCCUCUCCGCAGGGCUUCUACUCUUGAAAGGCAGAUCAACUAAAAAGUGUGCUCUGAGACAGAGUGAGCGCCUCGGCAGGGCUGCACGGCAAAAACACAGAGGGAGAGAGAGGGGGAGAGGGUUGAGAGAGAACGAAGGAGAGCGAGAGAGAGCGAGUCGGGGGACGGCGCUAGAAAAGGAGAGCACAAAGAGGUGGAAAGUGAAGCAAGGGAGGGGAUUUGAAAGCUCGGGUGAAGGGGAAGAGGGGGAGAGAGAAAGACAAAAGAAAGAGAGGGAGACGUAGUAGAAGCAGGGGAAAGCGAGGGGACGGCGCAAAUGGCUACGGAGGAGACGGCGGGGGGAGCGCGCAAAGCCACCAAGAGCAAACUGUUUGAGUUCCUGGUCCAUGGAGUGCGUCCUGGAAUGCCAUCUGGAGCUAGGAUGCCCCACCAGGGUGCCCCCAUGGGCCCCCCCGGGCCCCCGUACAGUGGGAGCCCUACGGUGCGGCCCGGCCUGCCCACCCCGGUCAUGGAGCCCAGCCGCAAGAGACCUGCCCCCUCCCAGCAGAACCAGCAGCAGCAGAWCGUACAGAACCGGGCCAGAAAGAAGCCAGUGGGAUUCCCUGGAGCCAAUGAGAUGCCAGCGAGGCAGAUGGACAUGAGAGAUGCCCAAUCAGAUCCAACGCUCGGAUCAAACGCCAAGAGAAGGAAAAUGGCAGACAAGAUUCUUCCACAGAGGAUCCGUGAACUGGUCCCUGAGUCACAGGCUUACAUGGACCUGCUGGCCUUCGAACGUAAACUGGACCAGACCAUCAUGCGUAAACGGGUGGACAUCCAGGAAGCCCUGAAGAGACCCAUGAAGCAAAAGCGUAAACUGAGGCUGUACAUCUCCAACACCUUCAACCCUGCCAAGCCCGACGCUGACGACUCGGAUGGCAGUAUUGCAUCAUGGGAGCUGCGGGUUGAGGGGAAGCUGCUGGAUGAUCCUGGGAAGCUGAAGAGGAAAUUCUCCUCUUUCUUCAAGAGCCUGGUGAUUGAGCUGGACAAAGACCUAUACGGUCCUGACAACCACCUUGUAGAGCUGCUGACCAGUAAAGCGAAGCGAUUCAGCCUUCCAAAAGACAACAUACUCAAAGGGUCGAGAGCAAGGCUGCUCGUUGAAAGUUGGCACCGCACUCCCACCACCCAGGAGACAGACGGCUUCCAGGUGAAGCGGCCAGGGGACGUGAGCGUGCGCUGCACACUGCUGCUAAUGCUGGACUACCAGCCCCCCCAGUUUAAACUGGACCCUCGCCUGGCCCGGCUGCUGGGUAUCCACACCCAGACCCGCUCCUGUAUCAUCCAGGCCCUGUGGCAGUAUGUCAAGACCAACAAGCUGCAGGACUCCCAUGACAAGGAGUACAUCAACUGUGACAAGUACUUUCAGCAGAUCUUUGACUGCCCGAGGCUCAAGUUCUCGGAGAUCCCCCAGCGUCUCACCAACCUCCUCCUACCCCCUGACCCCAUCGUCAUCAACCACGUCAUCAGUGUGGACCCUAACGACCAGAAGAAGACGGCAUGCUAUGACAUUGACGUGGAGGUGGAGGACCCCCUGAAGAGCCAGAUGAGCAGCUUCCUGCUCUCCACCGCCAACCAGCAGGAGAUCGCCUCAUUGGACAACAAGGUGGGACAACCACACAGGAAGGAUAGCCAAUCACAAUUACCCAAGAUGACUUUAAAGAUCCAUGAGACCAUUGAGUCCAUCAACCAGUUGAAGAUCCAGAGGGACUUUAUGCUCAGCUUCUCCAGGGAUCCUAAGGGCUACAUCCAGGACUGGCUCAAGUCCCAAAGCAGAGACCUGAAGCUGAUGACAGACGUGGUGGGGAACCCAGAGGAGGAGAGGAGGGCGGCGUUUUACCACGAGCCCUGGUCCCAGGAGGCCGUCAGUCGUUACUUCUACAGCAAGAUCCAGCAGAGGAGACAGGAGCUGGAGCAGGCCUUGGCCGUGAGGAACACCUAAACGCCGUCUCGGACGUCACGCUGCACUCUUCAUCUGACCCCAGACCUGUGUUUUUGUGUGUUGUGUUUGUUUGUUUUUUUAAUCGCUAGGGAACUGACCUCUGGCCCAUCCCCCAAUUGCAUGUGUCCAAAAAUAAAACGUCCCUCAAUCUGUUCAGCUCUGACUGACCGAACAUCUCUCUCCACACUCCUGGAAUCCCAGGCCCACAGUUGGUUACUUUUAAUGUCACCCACUAGCAUGUCACAGUCUUUCCAUAGAGACUACAAGUCAUUGUACCAGCUGCCUGCAGAACGAUUACUGUUUUAGAGCCUUCUCAUCUCAACCAGAUUGACUUUUCUGCUGAGUCAUAGUGGUCCACUGCGUCUCAUUCGGAUGAGCCCAAAGUGGUCGUUUGUAACCCAAUGUUUCAAGUGUCUUGACUCACACACAGUGGAUUGUGCCCAUUGUUUUAGUGUAUCAUUAGUGGUAUUGUUCAUGUGAGCAAUAUGCUCCAAGUGUGCAUGUGUGUUUUUGAUGUGUGGAACCAAAUUUACACUAGCAGAAUGAAGAUUACUGUUUGAAGUAAUGGGUCGGGGGACUGGGCUAAUUUCCCUUCUGAAGCCCAAAUGUUGAGGUCUGUCAUUUAAAAAAUGAACUUGUUCAAGGAAGGCAGCUUCCAUGAAUGAGAUUUCCCCCCAUUAUUAACUAAUCAGGACACAAUCGAAGAUUAGUUUAUUUUUUCCACCUUUCUACCGUAAUUCCCUUAAACAAUGUAACUGUAAAAGUAGAUCUCUGUAUAAGUGAAUAUAUUCCAUCAGAUGAAGUUAAAAGGGACAAGGAUGAAUAAGACUCAUAUCAGUUGACCGUAGAAGAUAGACGUUAACGUGAGGAGGUGACGGUAGGCACAAGGCAAAGUAAUGUAGUAACACUUGGCGGCCAUAGCGUGGCGCCUUAGAGCCAGGACAGCCUGCAUGUUUUUACACAGACUAACUCUCUGUAACGCAGAGCACCCAGACAGACUUGUCCCCUGAAGGCACGUCUUGACCGCAGUAAAUUACCGUGCAAAAUGGAUUAACGUUAGUGGUUAAAUGUUUGUGUUGCUAUUUUAGACAUAUGUAUUCCAGGGGCUCAUUGUCCUGUCAUAAUAACUGUACAAAAAGUCAUGUUUGGGAACAGUAUUAGCUACAGAACCCUCUCAGUGCUCAAAUCAGUGUUUUUAAUGUUAACAAAGGACACAUUUUGGGAUAUGAUGUGAGAGUAACCAACAUUUCCUAUGUUGAAGAAUCAUGGGGCGGGCAGUGAAAAUGCAGCCUGACAAAUGUUGGCCCGAAACUUUUAGUAAUCCUUUUAUUCGAAAUGAAUGGGGAAAUAGGUCUUUGUUCAUUGUAUUUUUUAGUUAACAUCUAUUGUGAACUACCUGUCUCAAGUGGAUCUGUCUGACAGUAUUUUGUCCUUGAACGUUUUGACAGAGUCACCAAAGGUCUCGAUGGAAGAGUAUUAGAAUGGUUCAAAUGGACAAUGAAUAACGAUUACCGUGAUCUUGUCUAAACCCGAUAAAGCUACGUUACCAGUUGAAAUUGAACACGGGUGAAUAUGACAACGUUUUUAAAGGAAACCUCUGAAUGUAAAUCUGUUUGUUUUUCUUCAGGGAUAGCACUGUUUGUGUCAGUGUGUUUGGUUUAGUGAAGGGCGGGACAUGGGGUGGGAAGGAUCGGGGUCCAUACGUUUAAAGGUGUAGGACAGGGACGCUAGUGUCCCUCUGUGUACACUUGGGGGAAGGGUGUGGGGGAUGGUUAUUUUAGGCCCUUGAGUUUUAAUAGGGCAGAACCACAAAAUGUAAUGCUGGGAGUGAUGAUACCUCCCUCUCUCCCCACCCACAGGGAACGCCCAUCUCUUUAACUAACUUCCACAGCAACUCAGUUCUGUGCCCUUCCACAGUAGUUGUGUGCUUGUGAUGGGAGAAGCCUUCUCAGAAAUCCGUUUCUGAUAUGAAGUCAACACUGCUGUCUUCUGUAAGGUUCAGUCACAUCAAAAUUGUGUCCAUGUUACAUCUCUUUUGUGUCAACAUUUUCUUCGACAUAGCUGAGACCUAACUCAGCAUAAACAACGAGGUUGGAUUUCUUAAAGACCUAUGCAUGCUGCAUGGACAGGUUUUAUACAUUUAAAACGGGACAUGUAAAUACUCUCACAAAUGCAUGGAAGUGGAUCUGGAGAGCAAUGGAUUUGACACAAUUUCCAUGUUGAAGGGGCCUUUACUGAACAUUUGCUAAAAACUUGCGGGCUACCCAACCAGCAUAGAUGUUAUCUGCAUAAGAGUUUUUGUUACUACAGGUUACGUGUAUUUCAACCGCACCAAGCAAGGGAGCAUAAUCGUUGUUGUAUUCAAUUAUGUGUCAAUCAAUACUUGUGUUUGACCCAGAUUGGUCUUGUAUGGUUGGCAGUCAUGGAGCAUUAACUGUAGGGCUCCCCUUUCUGGGCAUUUUAGAAACUACAACUCACGGACGCCGGAAACCUUGUGUCAUCUGACUAUAGACUGUACCUAAACUGUGUUCUCCUCUCUCUCUCGCUCUCUGACUAAAAGCAUUGAUAUUGGUCUACCCGAAUGGAUAGGUGGUAACCGCAGUUUCUGUGCAUGACUUUGUGAGGAGUGCCCAUGUUCCUCACAGCUCUCUUUCCACUGCUACACCGUUUUGUCUGUUGGUCACCACCAUGGAGAUAUAGCUCUCACUUGUGCAAAUGUGUUGGGUUACCCCAUUCUACAAACAAACAAAAAACAAAGGAAGAAAAAAAUUGAAAAAUGAAAUGAUGAAACUACAGCUGUGACUCAGUGAGACAGCCUGGAUGUAAAUAAAGAAGCGCUUGCCAAAGUUUGUAAAUGCCA